This is a messenger RNA of Triticum aestivum (bread wheat), 3073 nucleotides long. RefSeq names its product disease resistance protein RGA5. The coding region runs from base 824 to 3073 and encodes 749 amino acids. The transcript is spliced from 5 exons. Gene Ontology annotation, biological process: defense response to other organism. Gene Ontology annotation, molecular function: ADP binding. NCBI's taxonomy places the organism in Eukaryota, Viridiplantae, Streptophyta, Magnoliopsida, Poales, Poaceae. The record is from RefSeq and is a predicted model, not a curated record.
GAUCCCAUGAAGGCCACCACCGAGGCGACGCUAGCGUACGCAACAGGUGUCUUACCCGGUCCCAGGCCACCAUCGUCCCCCUACCCAAAAACCAAACCUGAUCUGUGCAGCUUGGCCACCCUUACCCUCCGGCUGAAGCAUCAGCCAGCGGUUCCACUCUGUCCCGCGAAUGUGCGGGUGCGGGGCGUGUAGACGUGAACAGAAGCGGGCGGAAAUGCGUUUGCGCCAACGUAAAGGGGAGCCGGCGAAAAAGAGCGAAAUCUCGUAGAUAUGAAGGAAAUGAGUCUGCGGAUUCAGGAUCCCAAAAAACAAAAAUAUCAGAACGGUCAAAUUUACAGGAUCUAUUCGGGCCGGCUAAAUACCUCCGUCCCGCAAACCGGCAUUUAUUUUGCCGGAUUGACCGGUUUGCGGGAUCUGCAGAUACCAGAGAUGCUCUUACAACCCAUGUGCCGUGGACAGGAACACCUCGCUAGCAGGUCGCCUGGCUCGGAUCGUUUAACUUUUCUUUUUGAGAUCGAGAACUAUAGGCUCUCCUCAACCCUUACCCAUCGCUCAAUCCUCGCCUCUUCCUCCAUAUAUUAAAUAAAAGCAAAUAAAAUCUCUCCCCUCUUUCCCGGCUUAUCUCCAAAAUCCAGCACCGAUAGAUCCUCACCUUUCUUCUCCGAGCCACCUUGGCUUGCCCCUCGUCCUGCAACGUCGGGUCGACCUCACCAGCCCCCUGCUCUCGAGCCACCUCCCGUAGGCCGAUGCGGGCUGGGCGGAAGCGGCAGCGUCAAGACGGAGCGUGGUGACAGCAUCCUGCGGCACUAGAUCCACAGCAGAGAUGGUAAAGAUUCAAGAUGCCUCCACGUCCUCUGGGCCAGCGAUGGAUGAUCCUGAUGCUACUUCCCUUGAGGCAGCGAUGCAAGUUCCUAUUACUGUCAUGCUGGGGCCCAUGGGACCCCUCCUCCGGAGACUCCAUGCGCUCAUGGCUCCCCGACAGAGUCUCGCGCUAGCUCUGCUCAGCGCGGAUGAUAUCCGCCUUCUCAAUGAUGGUCUCAAGGAUUUAUGCAUCUCCCUAAAGAAUAUGUCAGAAGACGAGGAGGCUAGCUUCACCAAUCGGUGGUGGAUGAAGAUAGCUCGAGAACUUUGUUAUGACGCGGAGGAUCACCUGGACGAGGUCGUCAGAGCCAGCGCUCAUCUCGAUUUUUCAGAAUUACUUGCUCGGGUGAAGGAUGCGAAGGAAAGACGUGAACGUUUCAAGUGGUUUCCUCUCAAAGUCAUCGAACCAGCUGACACUGACAGUGGGGAAGUCGGAGUCAGCCGCCUCACCUCCCAAAUGUCUCCAGAGCUGCCAGCUCCCAUGUGUGUCGAUGUUGACACGGGCAUUGCCCGUAGCACAGUUGGUGCUGUGGAGCUGCCAAACAAGCUUCUCGAGCUGCUGGCUUUAGACGACGACAACAAGACAGGUCUCAAGGUGAUACCUAUAAACGGAUGUGCAGGUGUUGGAAAGACAACAGCUGCCAGAGGCAUGUAUCACAGGCAUGGAGGGAAAUUUCAGUGUCGGGCUUUCGUAAUCGUCUCACGGAACCCAGAUAUGAGGAGGUUUCUCACUAGCAUGCUCUCACAGGUAAAGGCACCACUGCUCAUUGGCUUUCCUGAUGUACCGGACCUUAUUGAUGCUAUCAGAAAACAUCUGCAAGGCAAAAGGUACUUCAUUGUAAUUGAUGAUUUAUGGACCGCAUCAGUAUGGAAUAUUAUUAGCCGUGCUUUUCCACGUGGUGAUUAUUGCAGCAGAAUAAUAACAACCACACAACUUGAUGAUGUAGCAUUGGCAUGCUGCAGUUAUGACUCAGACCAUAUAUAUAAGAUGGCACCUCUUAAUGAUCACCAGUCUAGAAACUUAUUCUUUGGUAGAGUGUUUGGCUCUGAAGAUGCAUGUCCAACAGAUAUCAAAGAAGAUUCGUACAAGAUUAUCAGGAAAUGUGGUUGUUUGCCAUUAGCAAUUGUAAGUAUAGCUAGUCUGCUGGCAAGCGAAUCAAACAUCGCAAGGGAAAAGUGGAAACACAUACAAGAUUCUUUGUCGUCCACUUCCGAAGGGAUGAAAGAUCUUGUCAGCCUUAUGUACAACAGUCUUCCACCUCGUUUGAGGACAUGCUUGCUAUAUCUGAACAUGUAUCAACAGGGCUACGUGAUCAAGAAGGAUGUGUUGGUGAAGCAGUGGGUCGCUGAAGGUUUUCUCAAUGCCGUGGAAGGGCGAGACACAGAAGAAAUUGCUGAGGGUUACUUUGAUGAGCUUGUCAGCAAAGGAAUGGUCCAAGCCGUGGACACCAGUACUAACGGCGAGGUGUUGUCAUGUACAGUUCACCAGAUUGUACUGGAUUUUAUUAGGCACAAAUCCAUGGAGGAGAAUUUUGUCAUCACUGUGGACUAUUUUCAAUCAACUGUAGCACUUCCUGACAAAGUUCGCCGGUUGUCCGUCCAGUUUGGAGGGGUAAAAAGUGCAUACAUACCGGAAAGCAUUGUAACAUCCCAAGUUCGAUCACUUAUAUUUUGGGGUUUCGUUGAGUGUGUACCUUCCAUUACAGACUAUGGACUUCUGCGAGUUUUGAUUCUUCAUAUUUGGGCUGAUGAAGACAACGAGAGUUUUGACCUCUCUGGAAUGGGGGAGCUUUUUCUUCUCAAAUAUCUCGAGAUUGAAUGUAAUAUCACCGUCAAGCUUCCAGACAAAGACAAGAUUCAAUGGCUGCAACACUUGGAGACAUUGCAAGUUGAUGCAAGUUUAUCUGAAGUUCCAUCAGAUAUUGUUAAUAUGAAGAGAUUACUGCACAUCCGCCUUCGGAGCGAGUAUAUUUUGCCCAGUGUAGCUGCCCACAUGACAUCUCUUCGCACUCUGGGGUAUUUUGAUAUCGGCAGUCACUCAGAAGAGAAUGUAUUACAUCUUGGUCGGCUGACCAAUCUUCAGGAUCUUCAGCUCACAUGGUCUACAGUGGGGCCAGCAGAAAAACUGGCAAAGAAUGUGCAACUCCUAACUAGAAGCAGCAAGACCGACACCGGGACGCCAUCCCGGGUGCCCAGCGGGAUGCUGACCUGA